UGAUCAUAAUGAUAACAUGAGUCUUUCAAGGUUAACUCCAAGUCCCCAUACAGAUGCACAGCCUGUAAUGUACUGUGAACCAGCAUUUUGGUGCAGUAUAAGCUACUAUGAGCUUAAUACAAGAGUUGGUGAGACUUUCCAUGCAAGUCAACCUUCUAUUACUGUUGAUGGCUUCACUGAUCCUAGUAAUUCAGAAAGGUUUUGCCUGGGUCUUCUUUCAAAUGUUAAUAGAAAUACAGUUGUGGAACAAACCAGACGUCACAUUGGCAAGGGAGUUAGACUUUAUUAUAUUGGUGGUGAAGUGUUUGCAGAAUGUCUUAGUGACUCUAGUAUUUUUGUGCAGUCGCCAAAUUGUAAUCAAAGAUAUGGAUGGCAUCCUGCUACAGUUUGCAAAAUACCUCCAGGUUGUAAUUUAAAAAUUUUUAACAAUCAAGAAUUUGCUGCGUUGCUGUCACAGUCUGUGAGCCAAGGUUUUGAGGCAGUUUACCAAUUAACGAGAAUGUGCACUAUUCGUAUGUCUUUUGUUAAAGGUUGGGGUGCUGAAUACAGAAGACAAACGGUUACUUCCACGCCUUGUUGGAUUGAAUUACAUUUAAAUGGACCUCUUCAGUGGUUGGAUCGAGUUUUAACUCAAAUGGGGUCACCGCGUUUACCAUGCAGCUCAAUGUCGUAAUUUAUGAAUAUUUCUCAAAUCACUUCGAUUUCUUCCCAAAAUAUUUUUCGUGCGUAUAUUGAUUUUCUGCCGUUUCAACUAGUAUUUAUGAAGUUAUUACACUGAACCGUACAAUUCGUUAUUAAUAUUUUGGUCUCGGCUUGAUCAUCAUUGAAUUAUUGUAUUUUUAUUUAAUUGUUGUUUUUACAGAAUUUUGCCCAUU
Molecule: messenger RNA, 875 nt
Organism: Agrilus planipennis (emerald ash borer)
Lineage: Eukaryota; Metazoa; Arthropoda; Insecta; Coleoptera; Buprestidae
Product: mothers against decapentaplegic homolog 3
Exons: 5
Coding region: 17-673 (218 amino acids)
Biological process (GO): transforming growth factor beta receptor signaling pathway; SMAD protein signal transduction; anatomical structure morphogenesis
Cellular component (GO): heteromeric SMAD protein complex
Molecular function (GO): RNA polymerase II cis-regulatory region sequence-specific DNA binding; I-SMAD binding; DNA-binding transcription factor activity, RNA polymerase II-specific
Source: RefSeq, a predicted model, not a curated record